AUGGGCAUUUCAGGUGCGGUCUACAAGCCGCCGGAGGCUGACCUUUGGGUAGAAGCGAUUCAACAACUAGACGACGACGACAAAAGCCUGAUCUGGCCACACGCGACAGACAAUCUAACCGUUCUCGAUGAUGUCCUGACGAGCGCCAAAGAGAGACAGGAAGAGUGCAAGCAGAAAAGAUGGAAAUACAAACGGCGAGAUGGCCGCGAAGUCGAGCUUCGAGGGGUCUUUGAUAAGAUAGUUGAGAAAGUCGCCCAGUUCAAGGAUCUUGGUGAUUCUGUCGCUGCGCUGGAUUCGACGCAUUUGGCUGUUCCUUGGGGGGCGAUAAAAUUGGUUCUUCAAUUCGCAGUGAAAGAUUCGGAAUACCUCCAUGUCGUUUACGGAGGAAUCGAGAUGUUGACUGUCUUCAUCCCUCGCUAUAUGGUAUUCGAGAGGCUGUACCUGCAAGGUGAUUUUCAAAUAAAGAGUGUCCUCCAGCGAGAAAUUAUCAAGCUCUAUUCCAGCGCUCUGAGGUUCAUGGCGAAGGCCAAGGCUUAUUAUGCAAUGGGAACUGCUAAACGAAUCGCGAAAGGCUUCCUCCAAAUAUUCAGCACGUUCGAGGACUUGAUAAAAGAAAUCGAGAAGCAACAAGUCAUAGUGGAGGAUCUUGCUCGCUUGGUUGAUUCAGAGAAUUCACAGCAAAAAGGUGAUACGAUACUUGAGAAGCUGGAAGAUGUCUCGCAUGAGCAGGAUCUCUUGAAAGAAUUUCUCAAAAGCUUUCAAGAUCCGAUAACAUCGAUGACCAAUGGGAUUGUUGACCUGCAGAGAAGAUCAGAGGGCCAGGAAGAAAAGAACAUACUUAAUUGGCUUUCUCCUAUCUCCCAUAGUGGCCAUCACCAAAGACUCCGAACAGAUCGCUUGCCAGUUUCGGGGCUCUGGGUGUUUGACCAGCCGGAGUAUGUGACAUGGCGAACUUCAAACAGAUCGUCACUUCUGUGGCUUCAUGGAUACCCUGGUACUGGGAAGAGUACACUCAUGUGA
Molecule: messenger RNA, 1020 nt
Organism: Aspergillus melleus
Lineage: Eukaryota; Fungi; Ascomycota; Eurotiomycetes; Eurotiales; Aspergillaceae
Exons: 7
Coding region: 1-1020 (339 amino acids)
Source: RefSeq, a predicted model, not a curated record